ACCAGACAGAUGAUGAAAAGUGCUAUACUAUGCUGGUUCUUCUGACACAUCUUCUGCCACCAAUGCCCGGGAGUCGCUGCAGUGUGAAGUCAGCAAUAACAUUCCUGAUUGAUUUUGUACCGUCUGGAACCAGUAUUGCAUCCCUCUGCGACAACUCCGAGAUGGCACCAAGGACCCAGCCACAGCUGAUCUGCAUCGGCAGUCUGAAAAGCCCAACACCACAAUAUAUCAUCACUGCAAGGAACGACCAGGUGACCAUUCCUGUAAAUGAUGGCCUGACAUGUGCAGUUGACAAGCUAUUCAAGCUUUACUGGGUGUGCAACUUGACAUAUCCACCACAGCUGAGCUCUGUCUUCACCUUUUUUGAAUACAUCUAUGAUGUGACCAUCUCAACCAAGAGACCCAAGGUACUUGAAGUCCUUUCAAAGCUUCAGGCUGCGCAUUAAAUAACAACACAAUGUAUACGUGUCCAAAGUGCAGACAAUUUAUAUCUACAGAAGUAAGGAGAGUCAUUUGGCAUCUCCGUGAAAUUCAUGCCUUAUCAGAUGGACAAGACAUUACCAUUAUCUGCAGCCAAGAUGGUUGCCCAAGAACUUAUCAUAACUUCAAUUCAUUCGCCAAACAUCUUCAUAGAGACCACCAGUCCACAACAACAUUCAUGGACAAUGUGACAUUUCAACCUAAUGACCACAGUUUAUCAGAUGCAUAUGAGACUGGGACAUCUAGUACUGUGGAAACAUCAGACUAUGUUCCAGUUCAAACUGCCAUUCCUAGUGAAACUGUUGCUUCUUUUGUGGCAAAGAUAUACCGUUCAUCAAAUAAAACUUUAAUGGAUGUAGCAAAAACUAUCUCUUGUACGCAAGAGGUAUUAGAGAGGACUGUUGAUAAUCUUAAACAGUCAACAACUACAUUGUUGAAUAAUCUGCAGGUACCACUUGGCAGUGAGUCUGUCCAGUCUUUAAUGGGCGAGUUUGAAGCUGCUAAACUAAUGUUUAAAGAUGUAGACACACCUUACAAAAUGAACAAAUACUUUGAAGAGAAAUUUGAUCUUGUGAAGCCGAAGGAAAUCUUUAUUGGCCAUAGGACACAGCAAGAAAACAGGGACAAUUAAAACAAGUUUUGGCAGCAGACACGUGUCAAUAUGUGUCAGUAAUUGAGACUAUUAAAUUUCUGUUCAGUAAUGACCAGAUGCAAAAAGUUUACCUUCAGGGUAAGAAGCAAACCGAAGGGAAAAUGCACAAUUAUUGUGAUGGGACUCAUUUUACAUCUCACCCAUUGUUUGGAACAUGUCCUCAAGCACUCCAAAUACAGUUGUAUUUUGAUGACCUGGAAACAACUAACCCUUUAUGCUCCAAAACUAAAAUCCAUAAAAUGGGUGCUGUUUAUUUUAGUUUAAAAAAUCUGCCACCGCAAUAUAGUUCUUCACUUUCAAAUAUUCACUUAUGUCUUUUGUUUAAUUCUAUGGACAGAGAGGUAUAUGGAUUUGGUAAAAUUUUGGAACCACUGCUAGAGGAAGUUAGACUACUUGAAAGGUCGGGUGUAGAAGUAGACAUGCAAGGACAAAGACAUCAACUUUAUGGAACAAUCUGUGUUUUGACUGCUGACAGUUUAGCUAUCCAUUCCCUCUGUGGUUAUUUGGAAAUCUUUUCAGCCAACAAGUUUUGUCACUUCUGCUUGAUUGACAAAACGACUGCGCAGACUGUUUUCGACGAAGAUAAAGUAGAAAAGCGCACCAGAGAAAACUAUGAGCAGCAUGUGGUACGUAAUGAUCCAUCUGCAACUGGAGUUAAAGAGGACUCAUGUUUAAACAAGCUGCACUAUUUCCAUGUCACUAAGAACACAUGCGUUGACAUUAUGCAUGAUAUCCUUGAGGGUGUAGCCCUUUGGAAAUCAGACUAAUGUUACGCCACUUCAUUUAUGAAGAAAGGCUAUUUUCUUUAGAACUGUUGAAUCAUAGAAUUUCCAGUUUUGACUAUGGGUAUGGGAAUGAAAAAAAUAAGCCCAGUGUUAUACUCAAUCUAAGAACCUCUGACAAUGCAAUAAAACAGACAGCAUCGCAAAUGUGGUGCCUUUUACAGGUAUUAACCUUUUUGGUUGGUGAUCUUGUUAGUGUAGGAAGUGAACAUUGGCACUUAUUCAUUUUGUUAAGACAAAUAUGUAGCAUUGUAUUUGCACCUGUUGUUACAUAUGGACUUGCUGUUUUUCUUAAACAGCUCAUUAUUGAGCAUCACACACAAUUCAAGAAGCUCUAUGACCGAAACUUGAUACCCAAACAUCAUUUUAUGACACACUAUCCGCGAAUGAUGGUUAUGUUCGGACCUAUAUCUCAAUUGUGGUGUAUGAGAUUCGAAGCUAAGCAUAAACCAUUAAAAAGACAUACUAAUAUAGUUGGAAACUUUAAAAAUGUUUCUAAAACACUGAGUUAUAAACAUCAGGUUCAGCAAAUGUAUAGCUUCAAGUUAGGUGACCCUUUUUCUGAGAAAAUGAUUGUUACAAACUCAUAUCCUGUUACUAUUGGCUCUUUGAAGAAAGCAGAUGUUGUGCUCGAAAAUCUGAAAUCAGCCAAAGACUUUGAAUAUACUUUGAACUGCGCUGUCUAUGUCACCCAUGCUGUUAGUGUGUUCGGCCAAACUUACAGAACUGGCUCUGUAAUGCCUCUUAAAGCAGAUGACAAAGGAGAGCCUUUAUUUGGAGAAAUUAUUCACAUCAUACCUCAGACUGAUGACAUGUCUAUCCUGAUGUUUGUAAGAAUUCUAACAGUGAAGUACUUUGAUGAUCAUUUCUAUGCCUAUGUUGUACAUCAAACUAAAGAGUAUGAAAUGAUCAGUCUGGCCGAUACUGCAGAUUUCAGGCCUUUGGACAUAAUGCAGGGUUUUGAUACAGAUGAGCUAUACUUAAACCCAAGAUACAAGAUUGUUUAGCUAAUCCUUCUCAAGAAUGUAAAUUGUCAGACUGCAGACUGUCAUUGUCAUCUUUGAAGUUUUGAUUAAUAACAAUCAGCUACUAUAUUCAAACUGGUUGAUGUAAUCUCAUAGCCUACUGUUAGAGUUUUACUCUAAAUGAUUUCAAGUCAAUUUCAAGACUAAUUAUCAUUGACAAAAGUUCUAUUAUUAUUAUUAUCUCAGUGAUCUAAACAUGUUUCUUACUAAAUG
Molecule: messenger RNA, 3152 nt
Organism: Xyrauchen texanus (razorback sucker)
Lineage: Eukaryota; Metazoa; Chordata; Actinopteri; Cypriniformes; Catostomidae
Exons: 3
Coding region: 1899-2921 (340 amino acids)
Source: RefSeq, a predicted model, not a curated record